Messenger RNA from Exophiala bonariae, 585 nucleotides. RefSeq lists its product as uncharacterized. Lineage: Eukaryota; Fungi; Ascomycota; Eurotiomycetes; Chaetothyriales; Herpotrichiellaceae. The transcript is spliced from 5 exons. The coding region runs from base 1 to 585 and encodes 194 amino acids. The record is from RefSeq and is a predicted model, not a curated record. Gene Ontology annotation, cellular component: mitochondrial envelope. Gene Ontology annotation, biological process: mitochondrial electron transport, cytochrome c to oxygen.
AUGUCGGCAGCACGAGUGGCCUUCUCUGUGGCCCGACGAGUUCCUUUCAAGCCUGCCCGAAUCGCUCCCAGAGCUUUCUCGACCGUCCAAGCUCGCCGAGAAAAAUGGGACCCCAAACCCGGUGAAUCCAAAGGACAGUUGCUUCCGUUCGAAGAGAUCAAAUCCGAUAAAGACCUGCUCCCCCCUGGUGGUGAACCCGGAACCAUCCCCACCGAUCUCGAACAGGCAACUGGUCUUGAACGUCUUGAAAUUCUCGGAAAGAUGCAGGGUAUUGACAUUUUCGACAUGUCACCACUGCCAUCAGACAGAACAGGAACCUUUGAGAAGCCGAUUGUUGUUAAGUCUGCUGGAGAUGAAAUCCAAGUUGGUUGCACCGGUUCCCCUGCAGAUUCCCAUGUCGUGAGGUGGUGUGUGCUAUCGCGUGCCCGACCUUUUGAACGUUGCGAUGAAUGCGGCAGUGUCUACAGAAUGGAUUAUGUCGGUCCUGCAGAUGACCCGCAUGACCAUAGUCACGGCCAUGGCCACGGUUAUGAGGAGCCCAAGACUAUGGCCGACUAUGUCAAGCCAGAGUAUUGGUACAGAUAA